AUGAGGAGGUUUUUGGUUCCUAGAGCAAGUAUUGAGAAAGUGAAUGUUAAGCAACCGGAAGUCGAAGUAGAAGAAACACCCCCUAAUGUGGCCAACGAGUUUAAUCCAAAUGAGAUUGUGCGUGAUCUAGGAUGUAGGAAACAAAUUCAUGAGUAUGCUCCGGAUAUUCAAGACCAAGUGAGGAGGGCAUAUAUAUUGAAGGGUCCAACGCAACCUGAUUUAGCAAGAUUUCCUCGUACUCAAUUUGGGAAGUAUUCAAGAGCACUUUGUAAAUCAUGGUAUAAGAAUUAUACAUGGAUUGAAUACAGUGAGUCGAAGGAUGCAACUUAUUGUUUCUAUUGCUUUCUCUUUAAGCCGCCCGGGAGGGCCGAACACUUUGGUUAUGAAGUCUUCAACAAAGACGAAUUUAAAGAUUGGAAGCAUGCAUCUAAAGGCUUUAAAGAUCAUAUUGGUAGUCAUGAUAGUAAGCACAACUCAUGUGUGAAGCACUAUGAUGAUUAUAAUAAUCAAAGACAAAGUGUGACAAGUAUCUUUGCUAGAGCAACUAGGGAAUCAGAAGAAUUGUAUAAGAUCCGUUUAACUUGUUCUUUAGAUUGUACUAUAUAUCUCUUAGCACAAGGAAUUGCUUUUCGUGGCCAUGAUGAAAGCUCUACUUCUCUAAACAAGGGAAAUUUUAGAGAGAUGGUGGAUUGGGUAAAAUCUAAUGAUGAAAAAGUAAGAGAUGCUUUUGAUCGUGGUCCAAAAAAUUGCACUAUGACUUCCGGUGACAUUCAAAAGGAGCUUGCAACGUGUUGUGCACAUGAAGUUACCAAGGUGAUUAUGGAAGAGCUUGGUGAUAGACAAUUCUCUGUGCUUAUUGAUGAGUCACGUGAUAUAUCUGUCAAAGAACAAAUGGCGGUGAUGUUGAGGUUCUUGAACGACAAAGGGAAAGUUGUUGAACGAUUUAUUGCUCUACAUCAUGUCAAAUAUACUACAUCUGAGGCACUAAAGGAUGCUCUUUAUGGUAUUCUCGAUCGUCAUAUGUUAUCUAUUUCAAGGAUACGAAGGAAAGGAUAUGAUGGGGCUUAA
Vicia villosa (hairy vetch) is the source of this 1068-nucleotide messenger RNA. RefSeq lists its product as uncharacterized. NCBI's taxonomy places the organism in Eukaryota, Viridiplantae, Streptophyta, Magnoliopsida, Fabales, Fabaceae. The transcript has 2 exons. The record is from RefSeq and is a predicted model, not a curated record. Bases 1 to 1068 code for a protein of 355 amino acids.